Messenger RNA from Trypanosoma cruzi, 2523 nucleotides. RefSeq lists its product as uncharacterized. Gene Ontology annotation, cellular component: nucleus. Gene Ontology annotation, molecular function: nucleic acid binding; exonuclease activity. The coding region runs from base 1 to 2523 and encodes 840 amino acids. The transcript has a single exon. The record is from RefSeq and is a predicted model, not a curated record. Lineage: Eukaryota; Euglenozoa; Kinetoplastea; Trypanosomatida; Trypanosomatidae.
AUGCCCACGGCGCGUUCGAAGCGUCAGCGCACGCCGUCCGCCACCUCCUCUCCGCUGCUGACGCAUGCGCUGGAGGCACGUGGCCACCGUAUUGCCAGCACAUCCGCGAGCGUCAUGCCGCACGGGGAGGAAGAGCUGGUUCUGCCGCCCCCCACCAGCAAGCUGUGCGCUCAUGGUAGCGCCCACCAAGGCACCGAUGACAGUAAGUCUCGUGAUGAAAAAAAUAUUGAUGUUAAUAAUACUAGUAAUGCACAUUUUGGUGCUUCUAGUGCUAAUAGUAAUGGCUCCAUGAUCACUGCCGCUGUUGCGGAGCAAUUCUUGGCUGUGGAGAUUUAUUUUCAGCUUGUAGGUCAAAGAAAUCAAGGCGAUUUUCUCUUUCCGCGCGACGUUGGGGACUUGUUGCUGUGGUCCGUGCCGGCUGCGGUGCCGUUGAUUGAGGGUCCGCGGGUAUUUUUCCUCAAGAACAAAUCGAGGCUGCGGGAUGUGGUGAUGAUUUGUGUGAAUGGGUGGACACAUGAUGAAAUGAUACUUGCCUAUGCCAGCAAUCCCGCCGAAGAUGAUGGCAUCCAUGAGGAGGAGGCGAAGCACUCGCCGAGGGGACAGCCGUUGCGUCACGAAGCAGCUGAAAUGAAGGCCCAUAAUGGAAAUAGUUGGGCGGAGCGCAUUGGUCGUGCCAUGCUGGCCCCAGUACGCGCGCAGCAGUGUUGGGCACGAAAGGAGUGUGGCGUGCAAUUUGCGCCCAUGCUUCUUCCAGGCGCAAGGAGUUCACUGGUGCGUGAGAUAUUCUGGCGAAACGAUGCACCGAAAGCACCUCGCGACGGCCAACGCCGCGGUUGCCCCUCCUUGAAUAAAACAAAUGCCGAGCAAAAAUGUGAAAAAUCGGAUAAUCGUGGUGUGGCGGUUGUCGGCAAACUACCCUCCGCCACCUCAGAAGCAGCAGCAGCAGCAGCAGCAUCAAGUGGUGUGGGAAUUUUUUUUAAGCGCGCGUUGGUGAUUCACGGCAAGGCGACGACGAACGACGAGACCUCGUUGUCACCGGCGGCGGCGGCGGCUUCUUCCGUCCCGUCCAACGUGGCUGAGGUGCGGCGGCCCGAUGAUGCCGACCCCUCGCUUUGGGACGACCGGGCGACGCUGCUGCGGUACGCCUUGUCCAUUGAGAAGGACAGGGCGGUGUUGGGGGGCCUGGGGUAUGUUCUCGAUCUGCCAUCCGACUGUGCAGAGGCAGUUGAAUGGAAGACGUUUGAUGCCUCACAGCCGUCAACGGGAGAGGGCGACGGAGUGCAGCCCGUGCGUGUAUUUGCGAUGGACUGCGAGAUGGUACUCGUCGCAGACAACGUGAGUGCUCUGGCUCGUAUCACACUGCUGGAUGUGCGAGCCGGUGCCGUGGUGCUGGACACGCUGGUGAAGCCGGCGACGAAGGUGGUGGAUUAUAUCACACGCUACAGCGGUGUCGAUGAGGCGAUGUUGGAAGGUGUGACGACAACUCUGCAGGACUGCCAGCGAGAACUGCAGCGGCAUAUUGACACAGAGACGUUUGUUGUAGGACACAGCCUGGAAAACGACUUCAGGGCAUGCAAGAUGCUGCCCAACUGUUAUGUACUGGACACGGCGCACUUGUUUCCUCAUCCUGCGGGGUUGCCUUAUAAAAAUUCACUGCGAUUCUUGGCGAUGCAUUAUCUGCAGAAGAAGAUCCAGCAAGGAUCCCACGACAGUGCGGAGGACGCUAGCACCAGCGCGGAGCUUGCGUAUUUGAAGCUAAAACACGGCCCGGAAUUUGGGAUUCGGAAGCGAGUGAGUAUUCUGCAGCUUAUAGAGAACUCAGCGAUGGCAGGGGGAGGUAACACCGGGGAACUGGGGAAACGGGAUAAAACUCCUUCCGAACAUCCAGCAACACCGCCAACAGACUCAUCAUCGUCGUCGCUUUGCAUGGAACUGAACCUGUUUGACGACGCGUGCGUCCUGCGUGACAUCAUUCCCAGUGGUGCCGAUGCAAAGAAUGGCAGUCUUUUGCACGCCGUACCUGUGCGUCACGACAGGGAUGCGAUGCGGAAGGCCGUGCGGUGCCUACAGCAACGUCGGUGUGAGAAACAGCACACAGAGGACGGCGUGCCAUGUUCCUACGCACUGACUUGGGUGCAACUCACCGAGACGGUUGAGCCUCGGCGGCAGGAUGUCGAAGAGAACGAGAAGGAGGAGGAGGAGGAGGGGCGGUCGUGGGAACAACUGCAACUGGAGCGUGUGGACGAGACGAAUCGGCGCGUCAUGCAAAUUAUUCGUGCGGCACCUCAUAACAGCCUUAUCGUGGUUCUCGCCGGCGGUGGUUCAAAAAGCGCGGAGGGGACGUUGUCUGGCAAUUCACGUGGCGUUUGCUUCGCAUUUGUGAAGGACGACAACUCGCCCGGGCCGCCGGUGGCGUGGCUGGACGCGGAGCCACAAGUCUCCGUCACCGCAGCGUCCCCGGCAGGAGCAGCCGUGGGCCGUGGCGGCACGGUGGAAACACCCCCGGCGUGUCAGCAGCAGUAA